Messenger RNA from Eimeria mitis, 2394 nucleotides. RefSeq lists its product as uncharacterized. Gene Ontology annotation, cellular component: SWI/SNF complex; nucleus. The record is from RefSeq and is a predicted model, not a curated record. Gene Ontology annotation, biological process: regulation of transcription by RNA polymerase II. Gene Ontology annotation, molecular function: transcription coregulator activity. Lineage: Eukaryota; Apicomplexa; Conoidasida; Eucoccidiorida; Eimeriidae.
AUGUUUGCUGCUAGGGCUCGACGCCCAUGCUGCUGCGUAGCCUGGUCCACCAUCAAACUGCAACAGCUGGUGCUGCACCAACCGGUGCAGCACCAGUUGCAGCAGCAGCGGUCUUUGCUCAGCCUGAGCAGCACCAUAGGGGCCCCAACAGAAAGGACAGUGCACACGCUGCUCAGCCUCAACGGCACCAUAGGGGCCCCAACAGAGAGGAGAGUGCACACGCAACUGCAACAGCAGCAGCAGGAUCAACAGCAGCAACAGGUGCAGCGGAGCUGCCAUGGGCUGACCCACCCCGCUGGUACUGAUUCUGUUGCUGCUGUGCUCAGCCGGUUUGUUGCUGCCUGCCGUAGCUUCGAGAGACACCAGCAACAGCAACGGGAGAAGAAGAACCGGCAGCAGCUGCAGCAGCAGCAGCAACAAGGCAUAGAAGCAGGCACUGCGGCGUACCUCAGCGCAGCAAGAGCAGCAGUUGCUGCAGCACCUGUUGCGUGUAUUCAGGCGGCGCUACAGGCACUGCAGCAGCAAUCGCUGCCCCUCUCUUUGUUGCUGCCGCUUGUCGAGGCAUUUUAUGCUGCUGCUGACGAACGGAUCCAGCAUCAACUGCAACAGCAACAGCAUCUGGUGCUGCUUGGCCAGCAACAGCAGCGGCAGGCCGCAGAGGACCUAUUGCAACUGGCGUUGCUGCUACAGCCGCGCGCAUUUGUUUUAGGUGGGAAGCGGCAACAGCAGCAGAUAGAAGAGUUGCUUCUGCUGCUGCCGCUGCAAGCACGACAGCAGCAAGAAAGGGCCCGUAAGGCUGCCCGGCUGCUGCUGUCGCCUCUGCUUCUCCACGAGCAGCAGCAGCUGCUGCGGGAGUCGCUGCUCGCAAGGGCAUUGCUGCAGGCCACAGAUCAGGGACUGCAGCAGCUGCUGCAGCAUGCAGCAGCAACCUACCUCGGGGAGUACAUCAAGAGCAGCAGCAGCGGCAGCAAGAGGAGAAACUGCAACGCCCGUGUGGCGCUUGCAGCGGCGUUACUACGUUCAUGUGCUACUACCGCGCCUUCUGAAAAGGUAUUCGAUGCCACAGUAGACUUCCUUCUCCAUGCAGCAGCAGAAGCUGCUGCUGCUGAGUCCUCUCCAGGCAGCGGCUACUCGUUGCAGCAGCGACAGCAGCAACUUGCUGUGUGGUGUGACGUCUCUGCUGCCUUGUGCUUGAAGCAGCAGCAGCAGCGUUUCUUGCAAUGCCUGCUCCCAGGUGUACAGUCAGCUCUAUGUGCUUCUCUCUCAAAACUGCAGCAGCAGCAGGAGCAGCAGCAGACAGGACUGGAGGCGGUAAGCUCCGCCGCACACCAUUUGGAGCCAGCAGCAGCGGCGCUUGUGUUGCUACGUGCACGGGCUGCGUUUGCAACGAAUGCAGCAGCAGCAGGUGACAGAACAAGAGCCGGAUGCGACUCAGCAGCAGCAGCAGCAGAUGCCGAGGCUCCCGAUCCGCAGGCUGUGCUCUUCUCGCGGGCCCUAUGGAGCUUGACUGAACACCAGCAGCAGCCGCAGCAGCAAAAGCAACAGAAAGACAAUACAGACUUAAGUACCGCAGUAUCCACACUCCAAGAAACGUUCUUGCGACUGUGGAGACAGCUACAACAGCAGCCGCAACAGAAUGCGAUGCUUUACAGGCCCUUGGUGCCUCGUCCUCCUCCAUUAUCUCCCUUCAGUUCCGACGCCGGCGCAGCAAAAGACGCAGCAACAGCAGCAGUGGUAGCAGGGGCAGCAGCAGCAAGAGCAGCGGGAACAGCACCAGGGACCAACACGCCAACUGGAUCCCCUCAGAAGACACCCGACUCAGAGGUAGCGCUGCUGGGGCUGCUGCAGCAGCUGCUGCUGCUGGCCGACGUUCCGCAGCAGCAGCAGAAAGGCGAAUUCUUGCAUUGCGUCUCUCGGGAGGUGCUGCCCGCAUGCGACCUCCAGCAACUUCUGCUGCUGCUGCAGUGCGCGGUGCAGCUACUGGAGUACCCUAACUUGCAGCAACAGCAACAGCAGCAAAAAUACCAGCGAGAGCAGCAGCAGGCGCUUUACGUGGCGACGUUUGUUGAUGAUCUGUUGCUGGCUAUUGAAGGGAGUGUGAAGCAGCAGCAGCACCUUUACUACAGCGACAACGGCAACAGCAGCAGCGGCAGCUCCAGCAGACUACAGAUGCUCGUGCUUCUAGCAGACGCUCUCUUUUCCCCGUCUCUCAAAUGGCAUUUGCGGCCUCCUGCUGCUGCUGCUGUAGCCUCAGCUCUUGUUGAGCAGCUGUUGCUGGAGAUUCAGCUACUGCAGCGCCAGCAGCAACAGCAGCAGCUGGGCAUAGAACAGUUGGCCCUGCAGCAGCAAUUCAGCUACUGCAGCGCCAGCAGCAACAGCAGCAGCUGGGCAUAG